GGUUUCUUUCUCUUUUCUUCUGCAGCUUUCAAGUUCGGAGCUGCUUACACCAAAACAGAGCUCGCAGCGAUGGAGACCGAUACGACGGCGUUUCAAAUCGACCUGGGUAAUCUCAUGGCUGUGGACCUUCAUCAUCAAUUUCCCUCCAACCCUUCUUCCAGGGAGGAAUUGGUGAAGGAAUAUAUUGCAAGAGGAACUGAGUUAGUUCAAGCUAUUGCGAAUAAUCUUUUUAAUUUGCCUUCGACUGAAGACAUUGAGGGUACCCUCGUGAAGUUGCCUGCUCCAACAACUAGAUUGCCCAGAGAGAAGCAUAUUCCAAAGCCUAAACCUCCUACAAAAUGGGAACAGUUUGCCCAGAAGAAAGGUAUAAAGAACCGUAAGAAAGACAAGAUUGCAUAUGAUGAGUCCAGUGAAACUUGGAAACGUCGCUAUGGAUAUGAUCAUGCAAAUGAUGAGGAUAAUGUGCCUAUCAUUGAGGCAAAGUUGACUGAUGUUCCAGGGGAGGAUCCCUUUGCUAAAAGACGAGAAGAUAAAAAGAAACGUGUUGAGAAGCAAGACAAAAACAGGUUGCAGAACUUGAAGCAAGCUGCUAAAGUUGGUGCUUUGCCAAGUCAUGUUCAACUAGCUGCGACAAGGUUGCCUAUAACAGGAACCCAGGCCGCAACCCAAAAGGUUACUAAAGAUGAACUUGGUGAUGUAGCUGGAAUUGCAGCAACUGCAACAGCCAGUGGUGGAAAAUUUGACAAGAAGUUACCAGGUGAAAAACCUGGUAAACAUAAAGGAAAGUAUCGCAAGUUUUUACCAGUUAUAGGAGGAAAAGGGAUACACACGCAAGAGCAGGAGCAAACCGAUAAAAUUCUGAACAAGCUAAUCUCUAAGAACUCCCAUGAGAUGCUCAAUGUUAACAAGGCUGUUAACAUGUAUAAUGUGAAGAAAGAUAAGAAGCGAAACAACAGACCAGAUAAGUCUUCAGGAACCCCUGGCCAGUUGAAACCAAGGAAGAACCUUCAGAAGAAGCCAUUUAACAAGGGCUCUUCAAAGUCAUUUGACAAGGGAUCUAAAAAGCCAUUUGACAAGGGAUCUAAAAGGCCAUUUAACAAGGGAUCUUCAAACAAAGGCAGAAAAUGAAAUUCUUAGCCAUGACAGUGAUAACCUGUGGAAGUUUUGAAGGAGAUUCGACUAGUUCAAUUACUGUUGUGUAUCAAAGAUUAUUAUGUAAGACUUUUGUUUUGCUGGAGAAAGCAUUUCUACUCUACUCUUGCUAGCCCUAAUCGUCUCAUGUAGCCAACUAUUCCGACGUCAUUGAUUUUGACCUGUUGUAUAGCUGGUGCUAUUUUACCUA
This is a messenger RNA of Rosa chinensis, 1342 nucleotides long. RefSeq names its product ribosome biogenesis regulatory protein homolog. Gene Ontology annotation, cellular component: nucleus; nucleolus; preribosome, large subunit precursor. The record is from RefSeq and is a predicted model, not a curated record. Gene Ontology annotation, molecular function: protein binding. The coding region runs from base 70 to 1128 and encodes 352 amino acids. NCBI's taxonomy places the organism in Eukaryota, Viridiplantae, Streptophyta, Magnoliopsida, Rosales, Rosaceae. Gene Ontology annotation, biological process: endonucleolytic cleavage in ITS1 to separate SSU-rRNA from 5.8S rRNA and LSU-rRNA from tricistronic rRNA transcript (SSU-rRNA, 5.8S rRNA, LSU-rRNA); ribosomal large subunit biogenesis; ribosome biogenesis. The transcript is spliced from 8 exons.